AUGACCUCUUCUGUCGACUCCAUCCGCGGCGACAUCGACGAAGCUGGGCCAGGCUCCCGUACUCCAACUGGCAACGCCCUCCCUCUUCGGCCGCCGUUGAUACCCGACAUCUCCACGGUUGCUGAGUUCAAGAACGGGGCUGAGCCGGAUGGGAGCCAGACGGGGAAAGGUGCAGAGCGGCCUCUCGCGGCGUGGAAGAGCAAGCGUGCCCAGGAAGAUUACCACCGGGCCAUGGAGAAUGUCAUCGACAAGGACUUCAGCCUGGGUGAAUUCGGAGACCCGUUUGACGAGCGCGACUUGGAGGAGAAGCUACUGUGA
Messenger RNA from Penicillium alfredii, 318 nucleotides. RefSeq lists its product as uncharacterized. The transcript is spliced from 3 exons. The coding region runs from base 1 to 318 and encodes 105 amino acids. Lineage: Eukaryota; Fungi; Ascomycota; Eurotiomycetes; Eurotiales; Aspergillaceae. The record is from RefSeq and is a predicted model, not a curated record.